AUGGUGACUGUCAAUGAAGUCAAUACAAAAUUUGAAGCCUUUCAGCUAGAAGCUGAAGCAGGCAAAAGAGCUGCGGAUGAAAAGUUGGAUAAUAUUGAAGGAAAAUUUGAUUCCAAGCUUGCAGCAAUAGAGGAGUCAAUAAAAAAGGCUUUCGAAAAUUGUGUUGUAGCUACCCAGAAUACUCAACGAGCUGCAUUGCCAAUCCAAAGAAGGGAGCAAAUCGACCCACAAGACACUACUAGUGAUAUUACAAAGAAAGUAAAGGUUGAUGUUCUUGAUUUCAAAGGAAAGGUAGAUCCUACACUAUUCAAUGAUUGGAUUAGUUCUAUGGAAACCUCCUUUAAUUGA
Messenger RNA from Dovyalis caffra, 348 nucleotides. Lineage: Eukaryota; Viridiplantae; Streptophyta; Magnoliopsida; Malpighiales; Salicaceae. The record is from the annotation of a GenBank genome assembly.